CAGUAGCUGUAGUAAAAGCAUUUGUCGUCGUUGUCGGUUGCGCUUUGGGAAUUUUCAAUAUAUAUUCAGUGUAUGUUUUGUGUUCGGUGGACUGCGGCAGAAAAACAACACAAUUUUUGCUCGCAUGUAUUUACUUCCUAACUUCAUUCUGACUAGCUAAAUAAAAAGUGCGUUUUGUUUUCCAUCUUUAAACGUUCGAGAAAAACAAAAGUUUACCCGACAUUUUUUUUGUUUUAAAUUAUAUUUUAUCAUCAAACGCAGUUUCCACCUAUGUUAAGGUAAACUUGUAAAUAGUGUUAGUUACUGCAACGGGCUCGAAGUGAUACGUAAAUUAUCGGAAACGCACGAACACAUAUAGUGAAAUCAGCAUGUUUCGUGAGGAGGAAACACUUUUGGCUAGUGCCAAAAAUGGAAAUGCGCCAACAAUUGUUUCAAAUGGCAGCAAUGGCGAAGUGGAAAAAGCACCAUUUAUUGCCAAACCAGUACGGCUCACUCCAGCUUGGGAAGCGAACAACUUACCAAACGAUGAACUAAAUUUUAGAGGCAUGACAAUGGAGCGAGCCACAUUGGAAAUAAAUCCACCACGAGACAAAUUAAAAAUUAUUUAUUUUAUACUAUUGUUGCACGGAAUCGGCACUUUAAUGCCAUGGAACAUGUUUAUCAAUGCCAAAAGUUAUUUUGUUGGCUAUAAAUUGAAUGAUAGUUACACGAUGGUUCAUACGGAUUAUGUUAAACAUUAUGAUGGAACUUCAACACUAGCAGCACAAAUUCCAAAUUUGGUCCUUAAUUGGCUCAACAUUUUCCUAAAUUUGGGUGGAAGUUUGACGCCUCGCAUUGUGUGGAGUAUUAUAAUUGAGGUAAUCGUUUUCAUUGUAACCGUUGGACUUGCAAUGAUCGAUACGCAUGAAUGGCCGGGAAUUUUCUUUUGUGUAACCAUUGGAUCGAUCAUCAUUUUAAAUAUUGCUGGUGGAAUUUAUCAGAAUUCCGUAUAUGGUAUGGCUGCGAAAUUGCCAUUCAAAUAUACGGGCGCUGUGGUAUUGGGUUCAAAUAUUAGUGGCACAUUUACAUCGAUUGUUGCUAUUCUCAGCACAUAUUUUGCAUCAUCUUCACGAACAGCAGCUAUAUACUAUUUCAUUGCGGCUAUGUUUGUAUUGUUGGCUUGUUUCGAUACAUACUUUGCAUUACCUUUGAACAGAUUCUAUCGUUAUCAUGAGCUGAUGCAUGAAAAAGAAAUGGAAAAAGUACGGAAAUUGGGUGGAUCAACAGGUCGGCCACCAUACUGGAGUAUCUUCAAACAAGCAUUUCCACAACUGUUUAACGUUUUCUUCAUAUUCUUCAUCACAUUGAGCUUAUUUCCAAAUGUUCAAUCAAAUAUAAAACGAUCUGACGCAAAUUUCUGGAUUACGGACCCUGAUUUGUAUAUGUCCGUUUUAUGUUUUUUGACAUUCAAUGUUUGUGCCAUGUUCGGCAGUUUGACAACAUCAUUUAUUCAAUGGCCAAAGAAAAAUUAUCUCGUAUGGCCGGUGGUGCUGCGAGUUGCUUUUAUUCCGUUGUUCUUAUUGGCCAACUAUCACCCAUUGGAUACUAAGCGAAACUUACCGAUUUAUAUCAAUAAUGAUUAUGCAUACUGGGGUAUCGGGGCUGCAAUGGCAUAUACAUCUGGUUAUUUGAGCUCGUUGGCAAUGAUGUACGCACCACAAACAGUUCAACCACAACAUGCACAAACAGCCGGUAUGUUUGCUGCUGCUAUGCUUAUUACGGGAAUUUUCGCUGGUAUUGCUGCAUCCAAUGUGUUCCCAAUCAUUGUGAACGCAGUAUCAUGGUAACAUAUGUGUUCAUAUGCUGUUUCUAACAGCAUACACAUAUUACCAUUUGUUAAAAACAUAAAAAACAUUUGUUAAAACGAAAUUGUUCUAUUGAAGCAUCAUUUACAUAUGUUUGACUGAAAAGAAAAACAACUUCCCUUUUUUUAAAUUAUCGACUAAAAAUACUGUAAAAAGAAAAUUUGACAAGAGUCCAAAUAGCAAAAAAAAAAAAUACAACAAAUGGGAGAAUUUUUUUUUUAAAGAAAAACAAAUAAAUUACGACUAGACUACCGUUUGUUUGUUAA
Molecule: messenger RNA, 2110 nt
Organism: Contarinia nasturtii (swede midge)
Lineage: Eukaryota; Metazoa; Arthropoda; Insecta; Diptera; Cecidomyiidae
Gene: Ent2
Product: equilibrative nucleoside transporter 1
Exons: 13
Coding region: 369-1826 (485 amino acids)
Biological process (GO): nucleoside transmembrane transport
Cellular component (GO): plasma membrane
Molecular function (GO): nucleoside transmembrane transporter activity
Source: RefSeq, a predicted model, not a curated record